UUGUCUUCCUCCUCCCUCGCGGCCUCGCCCAAGAAUCAAGAAUCCCCCGCGGCUCCCACCCCACGCCCAAGAACGCCGGCACACGCACUCGGCCUCCCGCAUCUCUUCUUGGUCUCCUUCCUUCGUCUCCCUCGCGGAAAGAAAUCAAGAAUCCCCGGCCGCUGCCACCCCACGCCCAAGAACCAAGACUCGACGGUCGCCAGGGUGUAUUACGAUUUCUUGCGCAAGGCGUGGUGCUCGUGCUCGACGCCGAGGCAAGGGCGAUGGGGUUCGACUGCGUGGACAACGACAGCUGGAUCUUCUCGCCCGCACUGUGGGGCGACGUCGACGAGGCCUCGGUGAGGAAGGCUUUCGACGGGCCCAGCGACGGCCGUCUCUCCAUCACCGCGGUGCGUCGCUGCUACCACCGCGACGCGCGCGCCGUCAGGUUUCUGGAUAGCACGAAGGGGCGGGGCGCGUGGGCCUUCGGCUGGUACGGCGCGGCGGCGCACCACGUCCAGGUCGCGGCCGACGGCGGCGACCUGACGGUGAACUGGCCGCUGCUCGGUGCUGUUCGCGCGCACGAGCGCGGCAUACACUUGUCCGUCCAGGGAAAGCCGAUGCCAAGUGUCGAGCUUUCGGUGGCGAGCAUGAACGAUCAGCAGACCGCCCACCUCCUGUUCUGCGUGCUGUCGCCUGGCUUUCCGGAGAUCAUCGAUGCCGGGUCCCCACAAUCUCAGGCCAGCAGCCCCCUCUUCCGUUCAGGCACUGAUGCCAUGGAGAAUCCCACGUGGCAUGUCAUCUGGGAGAGCUCAGCAGGAACACAAAUACUUCCACUGUACAUGGUCAGUUUCAGGCCUACCCAACGUUACAAGAGGACAGGGUCCCCGCAUGAGGAGGCUUCAAUUCAGAAGAAAGUAAGGUUAAGCGUGUAGAUAGAUACAGAGGGCUCUGCAAGAGUGGCGUUACAGGAAGUGAAGAAAGCAGCUUUGGUGUGUGUUCCGCAGUUACAAAUGAGCCAACAUCAUAUCUGAAGAACGACUUCUUGUCGAAAUUCUGAGUGUGUUUGGUUUACUGAACAGUUGCUGUAGAUUUUUUGUUUCUACUAUGGAUUGCAAUUAAGGUUCUGCAGUUUUACUUCUGUGAAGUUGGCCCUUUGCUUUAUUGACAACAUGAAGCCUUACUGGUAAAA
Setaria italica (foxtail millet) is the source of this 1171-nucleotide messenger RNA. RefSeq names its product probable inactive poly [ADP-ribose] polymerase SRO2. The coding region runs from base 264 to 914 and encodes 216 amino acids. The transcript is spliced from 2 exons. The record is from RefSeq and is a predicted model, not a curated record. Lineage: Eukaryota; Viridiplantae; Streptophyta; Magnoliopsida; Poales; Poaceae.